This is a messenger RNA of Exophiala viscosa, 1844 nucleotides long. Its product is annotated as DNA primase small subunit. Gene Ontology annotation, cellular component: alpha DNA polymerase:primase complex. The record is from RefSeq and is a predicted model, not a curated record. Bases 196 to 1791 code for a protein of 531 amino acids. The transcript has a single exon. NCBI's taxonomy places the organism in Eukaryota, Fungi, Ascomycota, Eurotiomycetes, Chaetothyriales, Herpotrichiellaceae. Gene Ontology annotation, biological process: DNA replication, synthesis of primer.
UCACCUGUGUUUUGGAGCCGUAUCGAGUCUCGACUCAAAACCCACCACUUAAAUAGUGGUCAUUUAAUUGGUCGGCUGGCACGCGUCCUCCCUCGUGCACGCGUCGAAAGUCAUCUCGACUGCAUUUACCACCAACAGCCCUUCCUCCAUAGACUUCACGCAGCCAGCAUUUCAAAGGUUACAAACCCUACCAGUAUGGGUAUCAAGAUGGCCGACUCAUCGUCGCCUCGCGAACCGUCUUCACCAGCACGAGGCGAAGAUGUUGACCUACCUGAUGCACCACCAUUAUCAAAUGCAGACGAAUCUCUAGACGCAGGAAAUAGCACUACGAAUCAGAACGGCGUAGCCCUCGAAGAUCUCUUCGACGACGACGAUGCAGACGCCCUGGAUGAAGAGCUGGAAGCCUCCAGCGCCGCCAAUCUACCUUCAUCACCGCCACAGCCGGCAAUGUCUUCAUCCAUUGAACCUGCCUCUUCAGCGCAGCAGGAAUCAUAUUCAGAUCCCAAUUUGAUGCUCCAGUUUUACUCCCGCCUCUUUCCCUUCCGCACCCUCUUCCAGUGGCUCAAUCACUCGCCCAAACCAGGUCCGGACUUUGCCAAUCGCGAGUUCGCCCUGACUCUUCCCAACGAUGCCUACCUCCGAUAUCAGUCCUACCCGACAGCAGACACCCUGCGGAAAGAUAUUCUACGGCACAAUCCGUCGCGAUUCGAGAUUGGACCCGUCUACACAACCAAUCCCCGAGACAGGAAGACUUUGAAAAAGAGCUCGAUGUUCCGCCCCCUCAGCAAGGAGAUAGUCUUCGAUAUAGAUUUGACCGACUACGACGACAUUCGAACGUGCUGCUCAAAGGCCAACAUAUGCUCCAAAUGCUGGGGUUUUGCGACCAUGGCGAUCAAAGUUGUGGACGUUGCACUCAGGGAUGACUUCGGAUUCGACCACAUCAUAUGGAUAUACUCCGGCCGUCGUGGUGUGCACGCGUGGAUCAGCGACAAGGAUGCACGAGAAUUGGACGAUGACAAGCGGAAAGCCAUCACAGGCUACUUCGAGGUACUCAAGGGUGGCGCACAAGGUGGCAAGAGAGUCAAUCUCAAGCGCCCACUGCAUCCUCACAUUGUACGCAGUCUUGAUAUCUUGAGACCAUAUUUUCAACAGGUCCUGGUCGAUCAAGAACCGUUUCUCUCACAGGCUGGUCAGGAUCGGUUACUGCAGCUGCUGCCAGACAGAUCACUCAACGAGGCGCUCGCGAAGAAAUGGGCGAGCAGUCCCGAUCGGCCCAGCACGCGGAAAUGGGCGGACAUUGAUGCGCUUGCGGAAACGGGUGUCAGUAAAACUCUCAACACAAAGGCUCUAUUGGAGGCUAAGCAGGACAUCCUGCUCGAGUACACCUACCCACGUCUCGAUGUCGAAGUCGGCAAGAAGAGGAUUCACUUGCUCAAGAGUCCCUUUGUGGUGCAUCCCGGCACAGGACGAGUUUGUGUGCCCAUCACGGCGGCUGGUGACAUGAAGCUCGCAGAGGCCUUCGAUCCGUUGACCGUGCCCAAAGUCAAUGAGCUGCUCCGGGAGGUUGACCAAUUUGGGAACGGCGCGGACGACGGCGAGAACCAAGCCAAUGGGUUUGUCGAAGAUGGGCUCACGAUGAGGAAAUUGAAUGACUGGGAAAAGACCAGUCUCAAGCCUUACGUGGAGUUGUUUGACGGUUUUGUGAAGUCCUUACUCAAGAGUGAAAUGGUUCGUGUCAAGCGAGAAAGAGACGAUGAUGGUGUUACUGGGACGGACGGCAUGGAGUUCUGAGGAGGUCAAUGACUGUUUCUGGUAAGCGUACGAUAAGGCGUUGAUGGACAUGC